This is a messenger RNA of Miniopterus natalensis, 1367 nucleotides long. It is a transcript of the gene GAPDHS, whose product is annotated as glyceraldehyde-3-phosphate dehydrogenase, spermatogenic. Gene Ontology annotation, cellular component: cytosol. Gene Ontology annotation, biological process: glycolytic process; glucose metabolic process. The record is from RefSeq and is a predicted model, not a curated record. NCBI's taxonomy places the organism in Eukaryota, Metazoa, Chordata, Mammalia, Chiroptera, Miniopteridae. Gene Ontology annotation, molecular function: glyceraldehyde-3-phosphate dehydrogenase (NAD+) (phosphorylating) activity; NADP binding; NAD binding.
AUGUCGAAACGCGACGUCGUCCUCACCAAUGUCACCGUUGUCCAGCUGCUGCGACAGCCGUGCCCCGUGGCCAGACCACCACCCCCGCCACCACCUCCGCCACCACCCAAAGUUGAGUCACCGCCGCCAUCACCACCACCACAGCCUAUCAAGGAGGAAGUCCCACCUCCUCCGCCUCCUCCACCUAAGAAGGUUCCUCCGAGUCCCGAACUGACUGUUGGCAUCAAUGGAUUUGGACGCAUCGGUCGCCUGGUGCUGCGAGCCUGUGUGGAGAAAGGCAUUAAGGUGGUGGCAGUCAACGAUCCAUUCAUUGACCCAGAAUACAUGGCGUACAUGUUUAAGUACGACUCCACCCACGGCCGAUACAAGGGGACUGUGGAGCACAGGAGCGGACGGCUGAUUGUGAAUAACCAGGAGAUCAGUGUCUUCCAGUGCAAGCAGCCCAAAGAUAUACCCUGGAAGUCUGUCGGGAGCCCCUUUGUGGUAGAGUCCACAGGCAUGUACCUGUCCUUGGAGGCAUCUUACAGCCACAUCGAGGCAGGUGCCUCACGUGUGGUCAUCUCCGCACCCUCACCAGAUGCACCUAUGUUUGUCAUGGGGGUGAAUGAAAAGGAAUAUAACCCUAGCUCCAUGAAAAUUGUCAGCAAUGCAUCCUGCACCACCAACUGCCUCGCCCCCCUUGCCAAGGUCAUUCAUGAGCGAUUUGGGAUCGUGGAAGGACUGAUGACCACAGUCCACUCCUACACGGCCACCCAGAAGACAGUGGACGGGCCAUCAAAGAAGGCCUGGCGAGAUGGACGAGGAGCCCACCAGAACAUCAUCCCAGCCUCUACAGGGGCUGCCAAGGCCGUGGGCAAAGUCAUUCCAGACCUCAAAGGGAAGCUAACAGGAAUGGCGUUCCGGGUGCCAACCCCAGACGUGUCUGUCGUGGACCUGACCUGCCGCCUGGCCCAGUCCACCCCCUACUCGGCCAUCCAGGAUGCCAUAAAAGCAGCAGCCAAGGGACCCAUGGCUGGCAUCCUUGCCUACACCGAGGAUGAGGUUGUCUCUACGGACUUUAUCGGCGAUACCCACUCGUCCAUCUUUGAUGCUAAAGCUGGCAUCGCGCUCAACGACAAUUUCGUGAAGCUCAUUUCCUGGUACGACAACGAAUACGCCUACAGCCACCGGGUGGUGGACCUCCUCCGCUACAUGUUUAGCCGAGAGAAGUGAAGUGGGAGAGCCCCUCCUCUGCUUCCCUGAGCUCCCAGUCCAGAACCAUUCCAUCCCUCGGCUCCCCAGGGGAAGUAGGGCGCCCUGCGCGAGAGACUCGCGCCGCUGGGCCACCAGAAAUAAAAACAGAGCGCUCACAGCUGCGCCCCGUGUUU